This is a messenger RNA of Trypanosoma rangeli, 1293 nucleotides long. RefSeq names its product putative N-acetylglucosamine-6-phosphate deacetylase-like protein. Gene Ontology annotation, biological process: N-acetylglucosamine catabolic process. The coding region runs from base 1 to 1293 and encodes 430 amino acids. Gene Ontology annotation, molecular function: N-acetylglucosamine-6-phosphate deacetylase activity. The record is from RefSeq and is a predicted model, not a curated record. The transcript has a single exon. NCBI's taxonomy places the organism in Eukaryota, Euglenozoa, Kinetoplastea, Trypanosomatida, Trypanosomatidae.
AUGCCAGGAAUUAUUUCGUUAAUCAAAGGCAACGUUGUGACUCCUUCGGAAGUCAUCUAUGAUGGCUUUGUGGUUGUCGUGGGUGGUCUCAUUGAGAGUGUGGGGGGCUCCGCAGAUUUGCCUUCCGAGAAGGAUCUUACACAACAGUACGGUGAGGCUCAGGUUGAGAUUGUGGAGGGGGGCUUUAUCCUUCCUGGAUUUGUGGACAUACACAAUCAUGGGCUUGGAGGUACCAGCGAUGUCAUUGCCCACUGGACGAAUCCCGAAUAUUCGCUUAAAGAGAUGGCACGGUGUGGAACGCUUUGUGGUUUGGCGUCCAUGAUUUUCUCCUCGGAACACAAGAGCACCGUUAAAAAAGCUAUUAAAGAAGUUGAGAAACGUGUUGGUGUUUACAUUCCUGAUUGCUGCGUUCUUGGCGGUAUUCACGCUGAGGGGCCGGUUAUUCAUGAUCUGGGAGGGAUGCCUGUUUGUGAAAACAGGUGGUCACUUGAACGUUUUAAGGCACUUUGUGCCACUAUGCCUUCAAUGCGUAUAAUGACGAUUUCACCACACGUUGACGCGCGCAGCAACUACGAGCUUAUUCGUCAUCUCCUUCGUAUCGGAGUUCGCCCAGCACUUGGACACGACCGUGUCGCCACAAAGAAAGAUAUUUUGGGUGCUUUGAAGCUUGCAACGUCGGAGGAGGACAGGCUCCAUGUCACGCACAUGUACAAUGUUAUGUCUUUUCAUCAUCGAAACCCAUCCCUGAUCAAUAUAGCGCUUUGCUCUUCAUUUCCAAACGCCGAAAUUUACAAAGGGGCCAUUACGCCGUACGUUGAGAUUAUUGGGGACCUUGUCCAUUCCGACGCCAUUCCUUUGCAUGUGGCGCUUUCUUCCAGGAACUGCGAUGAAGUUGCUCUCAUCACAGACUGCAUAUCAGAAAACCGUCAUGGGAAGCGUUUUACUUACAAUGGGCGCUUAAUUUCCGUUCGCGCCGAAGGCGGUUGUUGUCUGUGUGAUGCAUCCGGCCGGCCUUCAAAAACGCUUGCCGGAGGCACCAGUGCUCUGGUGGAUCAAUUUAUGAACCUGGUCACUCUUAUGCGGGUGGACCUCAUUUCUGCCUGUAAGAUGGUUGCCACGACACCUGCCAAAAUUGCCCGCUUAGACGGGGUUGGGUCGAUUGAGCGAGGAAAGAAAGCCAACAUUUUGCUUCUCAAUUCGGAACUAAACACGAUAACAAAGCGUAUGAUUUAUGGAAAUUGGACUACACAUGGUGUGUAUCGUAUCCUGCGACCAUCCGUGUCCCACAUGUAA